GGACAGGGAGAGGCUGCGAAUCUGGCUUUUCGCUGCAGCUCGAGAACUUCCUUUUGAGAGAAAGCACGCCUGACCCAGAGCUUUCAAGCCCAUUUCCUUCUCGCCGGCAGAAGGUAAAGAAGCAGAGGGCCGGGGCUCGAAAGGAAUUGGCAUUGAGGCGAUAAUAUACCGACUGGUGUGUUCGUGCUCAGGCUGCUUUAGCCCGAGGGAGGACAGCCAAGGGAAUGAAUGCAGAUGAGGGCGCUGCAUUCCUUGAAAAUUCCUCGAAAUGGAAGAGAUCGGGAACGCGGUGCAGAAGAAAACUGCUGAUCUAGAGCACGUGGCCGAGGUUUUAAUCACAGGGGAGCAGCUACGGCUCAGGCUUCAUGAAGAAAAGGUUAUCAAAGAUCGGCGAUAUCACCUUAGAACCUAUCCAAAUUGUUUUGUGGCGAAAGAAUUAAUUGAUUGGCUGCUGGAUCACAAAGAUGCUGCUGACAGGAACAUGGCAAUCAAGUUGGUGCAGAAACUAUUGGACCAUAGUGUCAUCCAUCAUGUUUGUGAUGAACAUAAGGAAUUUAAGGAUGCCAAACUCUUCUACCGCUUCAGAAAAGAUGAUGGCACUUUUCCAUUGGAUAGUGAAGUGAAGGUUUUCACGAGGGGUCAAAGGAUAUACGAUAAGUUGAUGACCACUGAGAACUACCUAAUGCAGACAAGGGAGGAAGAAGGAAUGAAAUAUCAGCGUGCCUUUGUAGCAAGUGAAUUUGUCAACUGGCUGAUACAAGAAGGAGAGGUUGCCUUAAGGAGUGAAGGGGAACAGCUCUGCUGUAGAUUGCUGGAACAUGGCAUUAUUCAACAUGUGGCCAACAAACACCACUUUGUGGAUGGUAACCUCUUGUACCAGUUCCGCAUGAACUUUCGCAGAAGGCGAAGACUGGUGGAGCUGCUGAACGAAAGUGUGUCCUUGGCACCUGACAGUCAUGAAAGCCCUUUCUGUUUACGAAAACAGAAUCCUGACAACCCGAAUACCAGCUUCCUCUCAGUGAGCCCGACAAAAGAAAUCAAGAUUGGUUCUGCGGUUCGACGGUGUAGCAUGAGCAGCAGCUGUGCCAGUAGCGGCUAUUAUAGCAGUAGCCCCGCCCCCAGCAGCAGCCCUCCUCUGCUGUCCAAUCCAAAGUCUGGUAAGGGCUGUGACCAUGUGGAAUUGCUGACAGUACAGUUUUUAAAGAGACCUGUAACGACAGAGGAGCUCUUAGCUCCUGGUGCACCCUACACAAAGAAGACACUUACAAUUGUGGGUGAUGCAGUUGGCUGGGGAUUUGUUGUACGUGGAAAUAAACCAUGCCAUAUUCAAGCAGUGGAUCCCAGUGGCCCUGCUGCCGUAGCUGGAAUGAAGGUUCGCCAAUUUGUAGUCUCCGUAAAUGGCCUGAAUGUUCUUCAUGUAGAUUACAGAACUGUGAGCAAUCUCAUUCUAACUGGCCAGCGUACCAUAGUAAUGGAAGUCAUGGAGGAAAUUAACUUCUGAAAAGAAAAUGGUAAUUUGGAAGCAUGCUACUAAUCGUGCAUUGGCACUGGAAGAUAGGAGAGAUAUAUUGGAAAUGCACACCUGCAUUUCCUUUGUAUGCCAGAGUAAGAGAAUGUACAACCUAGCUCUUUGCUUCAGGAGUUAAAACAUUGCCUUGUUUGUAUGUGAUUUAAUUUGCUUACCAUUGCCUCAACGUAUAAAUGUUUAAAGUUUUAUUAACACUGAAUGUGAGCUGCCUGGCAUAUAGUAUGUGUUGCAGUAAUGAAUUGAUACUUGAAUGCAGAAAAUAACUUCUGCUGGUGCAUUUUGUCUCUCUAAGUGGACAUUUCCCAUUCCUCAUAGUGGGAUCUAGGGUGUAAUUAGAUGAGUUGUAUCUACAUGUGGUAGAAAUACCUCAACACUUGAAAAUGUAGGUGCCUGUUAAUAGUUUGAAAACCAAGAAAAGGAAAUAUUUUUGAUUUGCCCCUUUUUUAAUUCCUUCACUGUAAGUAAAUAAAUGCACAAAUUUUUUGUGGGUGAGAUAUUCCAAGAGUUAGUUGGGAAUUUACAUAUGUCACCCUUGUAUGGAAAAUAGGGCCUUAGGAAACAAAGAAUCGAGGUUUCAUAAAAUUAACAUUAUUGUUGUAUGGUGUGACAUCUGACGUAAAAGAAGUAGAUACUGUCCAGAAUCUACCCCUCCCAAAAGGUGGAGGGGAAGGUAAUUGGGUGGAUUGGCAUCAGGGAGAUCCUGGUCAUCUUCCCAACACACAAGCAAGUCCUUCUUACCCUGACACCAGUUGGGACUCUUCAGUGGUCAAUUAAUAAGCACUUAGGGGCCUCUUCAGCCACUGCAGAGCAACACCAUUUCCAAAGGCUGAGAAUACUGGCAGGUUCCCCUACAGCAAGAAUAGAUUGGCCUGCCUGCUGUGCUUGUGCAGUCCUCAAUCUGUCCCAAUCUGAUGACUUUCCAUAUUAAGCAGAGGUUCACUGGCAGAUCUGCCAAUGUGGUAUACUGUAUCCAUUGUACUCGGUGUGGCUUCCUCUACAUUGGGGAAACCAAGCAGAGGCUUGGGGACCGCUUUGCAGAACACCUCCGCUCGGUUCGCAAUAAACAACUGCACCUCCCAGUCGUGAACCAUUUCCACUCCCCCUCCCGUUCUUUAGAUGACAUGUCCAUCAUGGGCCUCCUGCAGUGCCAAAAUGAUGCCACCCGAAGGUUGCAGGAACAGCAACUCAUAUUCCACUUGGGAACCCUGCAGCCCAAUGGUAUCAAUGUGGACUUCACCAGCUUCAAAAUCUCCCCUUCCCCCACCGCAUCCCCAAACCAGCCCAGUUCGUCCCCUCCCCCCACUGCACCACACAACCAGCCCAGCUCUUCCCCUCCACCCACUGCAUCCCAAAACCAGUCCAGCCUGUCUCUGCCUGCCUAACCUGUUCUUCCUCUCACCCAUCCCUUCCCCCCCCCACCCCAAGCCGCACCUCCAUUUCCUACCUACUAACCUCAUCCCACCUCCUCGACCUGUCCGUCUUCCCUGGACUGACCUAUCCCCUCCCUACCUCCCCAGCUAUACUCUCCACUCCACCCAUCUUCUUUUCUCUCCAUCUUCGGUCCGCCUCCCCCUCUCUCCCUAUUUAUUCCAGAACCCACUCCCCAUCCCCCUCUCUGAUGAAGGGUCUAGGCCCGAAACGUCAGCUUUUGUGCUCCUGAGAUGCUGCUUGGCCUGCUGUGUUCAUCCAGCUUCACAUUUUAUUAUCUUGGAUUCUGCAGCAUCUGCAGUUCCCAUUAUCUCCAAUCUGAAAUGUUUGGCUAGGGGAGUAGGAGGCAGCAGAUAUAACCAAAGGGUGUGGCUGUGAAAGCUAUAGUUGUGCCCUUGAUUCUAAGUUCCUCUGACCUUUAGGCCCAGCUCCCUGAUUGACCCCUUUCCUUCCUGCUGCUCCUGCACUUCUGGUUAAUUCUGCCAUAAGCAGCUUCCAACCUCUGAUUGGCCACCCCUCAUGUCGGGUGGGAUAUCGCUAUCCUGGGAAGUGAUCCCACCAGGCAGCCUACCAGGUAAUCCCUUACGUGUUCGAUAGGCACAGGAUCUGUUUAGCUUUCCAUUCAAAGGGUUAUUGGGUUUAGGGUCAUUCUGCCCACCUUCACUCAGUAAAAAAUCUUCAGUUUUGUACACUUGCCACUUUUAUGCAUUGAUGUGAUUUAAGUGUAUUAGAAAAUAAGAUUUUAGCACGUUUUCUUUCCUAACAAGCCAUCAGGUCACUCAAGUGCCAAUGUAUCCUGAGACGGUCUCCAAUCUCCAGAUGAACAGGGCACGAAUAACAAAUAUAAUACAAAUAGACAAUGUAGAAAUCAAACUGUUCUGACUACGAGUAUCACUUUAUUUGUUGGAAAAACUUAGUGAGUCCUAGCGCACUGUAUCGUUCAGCUUCAAAAAACGGAAUAAAGCAAAUAAUAUUUGCAUUGAUUCUUACCAUUAACAUUUCUGUUGAAAGAAUGCUGAAUUAAGCUGCAGUUGAAAUAACUUGUGGAUUGCCUGUAAUCUUGAAUGAACAAUCCAAAUCUCUCAAAGUUUGCUGUAAGUAAUCUAUUAGCAGACCAACAGCUAGCCUUGCCAUAUGGAUGGAAGUAUCACUCAUCUGAUCUGCUGGCUGUAAUCAAAAAUAGAGCAAACAAUAUUUGUAUUUGAAAUUAAAAUUUCAUUUAACUGUCAGAUUAAUCAUCGUUUAGGUACAACAUGUCCAGUGGUACCAGGGUUUUUACGCUUGGUGUUUUCGGUUGGCUUUUCUUUUAAGUUGUUUGUUUUCUUUCUUUAUGCCUUGGCUGAUUAAAUUUCAUUCAAAUUACUCCCUUUUUGAAAGUGAAUUAAAUAUGACAUCUUGAAGCUUGAAUUUAUCUAAAAUUUUGUCAAGCUCAUGCUUUAAAUGAAGUAUGCUUGGAAUGAACAAGGACUGAAAUGUGACUUCUGAAGUUUUCUGUGCAAUCUGUACAUAACUCAUCUAUCUACCUCGUUGGCUCUGUCCUACUGGGAAAGGAAAAGGAGAAUAUUUUUUGCAGUAUUGAAAAUUUAGUUUGUAUUCAAGCACAAAGUGGAAAACCAAAGCGUCCUGGUUUGAAUAGGUAUUUCCAGUCGCCACAGGAUAUAACAUAUGACAAAAUGACAAAUAGAUGUUCAAGCUCAAGGACUAAUUUAAGACAUAACACAAGCAUCAGAUGAUUAAGAAUUAUAAAGCAGUGCUACCUAUGAUUUAUAGAAUUGAGAUAGAUAAUGGACUUGAUUAAGUACAACCUGGUACAUAUGUCUGAUAUAGAGCUUUUAAGUUAAAUGUUCCCUUUUACUGGGCAUUGGAUUUCAAAUCAAUGCCAUAAAUUUGAGACUACCAGAGAUAAUCCUAUAAGUGGUGUGAAUCCCAACUCAUUAUUCAACCAGUGUCUAUUUCAAAGUAAAUUGUGUAAUGUUAUUUGAGAACUUCUUUUCUCUAUAGGUUUUAAAAUGAAAUGUGAGGCUGGUUUCAUAAAUCUUAUAGUGCCAUCAUUUAUGUUUGUGUUUUUAUUUUGAACUCUGACAUUGUAAUUCAUAACUCCAGUCAGUCAAGUCCUGGAGGACUGUAUAACCAAACUUUGUCUCAUCUAUUACUUUAACCUUUAGCUGCUUAAGUUAAAUGCAUACUCAGUAAGAUCUGAUGUGGGACAUUUACAAGGCUUAACGCUUCCAGCCUUAUAUUUCAGGAAAUUCUAUUUGGUAGGAAAAUAUUUCAAUAAUAAGUACGCUUGUAUAAAAGAACAUUUUGGUAACUUGUGUAAAGAUGACUAAGAAUAUAUAAGAAAUGUUUACACUUCUGUUUAAAUACUUAAAAUCUGAAUCAGAAUAUUUUGUGCUGGUGCUAGUAAUAUACUUCCGAAGAUUUUACUAAUCAGAUUUAAGUAACCAGUUGAAGUUGAGUCUUCCCAUGCACGUUCAUAUCAAAUCUUUUCUGAUAAGUCUAAGGCUAGGAUAUUGAAUAACAGUAGGAAUGCAGGGGCUGCAGAUGGAGUUACCCAUAAUUCUAAAUUUUCAUUGGACUGCUGUAAGUUAAAACUCAUUGUCAUUGCUAAAAUAUUUUCCAGCUUUGUUAUUUCCAUAUCUGCUUACAAGUAGCAAGUCUGUUUGUAGGUUACUUCUAAAGUUUUAAGACUCCAUUUAAACAUUUUGUGGCUAUGUCUAGAAUUGACUAGAAAAAUACUCACCAGGGUUUAACCUUAGUUCAGAUUGGUCAAUAAUGACUGCCUUGAUAAAGGAUUAAUCAGAAUUUAGAUACAGAUUUAUUUUUGUAUAUGGAUAUGUGGCUUUUUAUCAGCUGUUAUUAAAUUGUAUCAAAUGUAUGUCAUGACAACC
Stegostoma tigrinum is the source of this 5847-nucleotide messenger RNA. RefSeq names its product DEP domain containing MTOR-interacting protein (gene deptor). Gene Ontology annotation, biological process: intracellular signal transduction. The transcript is spliced from 10 exons. The coding region runs from base 269 to 1501 and encodes 410 amino acids. Lineage: Eukaryota; Metazoa; Chordata; Chondrichthyes; Orectolobiformes; Stegostomatidae. Gene Ontology annotation, molecular function: protein binding. The record is from RefSeq and is a predicted model, not a curated record.